Messenger RNA from Adelges cooleyi (spruce gall adelgid), 525 nucleotides. RefSeq names its product dnaJ homolog subfamily B member 1-like. Gene Ontology annotation, molecular function: protein-folding chaperone binding. The transcript has 4 exons. Lineage: Eukaryota; Metazoa; Arthropoda; Insecta; Hemiptera; Adelgidae. The record is from RefSeq and is a predicted model, not a curated record. Bases 1 to 525 code for a protein of 174 amino acids. Gene Ontology annotation, cellular component: cytosol.
AUGGUCGUAGUAAAAAGACAUCACAUCAUAGUCGAAAAUAAAGACGUAGACGAAACAAAAACGAUAAAAGUAAAAGUACCGAGAGGCAUUGUUACAGGUGGAUCGAUUGUCACCGAAGUGAUGCAUACUGAAACAGAAUUACACAAUGUUAAAACAACAUACAUAUUCAAAACAGAAGAAAUACCACACAAGUAUUUUAAAAGAGAAAAUUUAAAUUUGAUUUUAUGUAAAGAGUUGACGCUAAAAGAAGCAAUUUGUGGUAUCAAAAUCAAUGUCAAAACGUUAGAUCACAAAGUAUUAAGAGUGAAUAUAACACAAGUCAUCACACCAGAUUAUACAAAAAUUAUCCACGGAGAAGGCAUGCCAGAUGCAAACGAUUUCAGCAAAUAUGGUGAUAUAAUAAUUAAGUUUCAGAUUAAUUAUCCAAUAUAUGGACCUACAAUGGAUAAAGAAGUCUGUGAAAUAUUAAAACCAUUAAAAAAAAGCAGUAACACUAUGAUUUUAGAAGAUAAAAAAAAUAUAUAA